AUGGAAGAAAGUUCCAGCGUUCCUGAGAGUGAUAAAUUCCAAGAGAGUUAUGUUGAGGGUGUGGAUCCUCAACCACCUGGGGAUGCUUUUUCACAGGAAAGCACCGAGACAGUGAAUGUCUUGGUGAAUGACGGAUCGAGUAUAGGCGCUUAUACACUUGAUCUGGUUACACCUCCUAAGUCAGCUUCGGAGGUAGUCAAGUUGCCAACGCUAGAAUCCAACAGAUUCUUGCGAGAUCUGCGUAGUAACGGAAUCAAGCAGAUCUACGUACUCGUCACAGAGGACGAGUACGUCGCCGACAUUCGGUCGGCACAAGUGUUUGCUGAGAACGAACGGGUUCUCAAUAGGUCAUCGAUGGACGAAAGUGUCCUCGAUGAGAAGACCCGGAUUGAGCGAUACACGUCUCAAUUAUGGGAGUAUUUGAAGACAAAUCCUUUGUAUAAGGAUUUAGUCGGAUUCAGGGAUGUUUUCCCUGAAUCCGUGCCAUGCGAGUUGCCUAAGGACAAAUGCACUCGGCACGAAAUUGAACUGAAACCCGAUUCGAAGUACUGUGUCAUAAAGCAGUGGCCACUGCCUCGUGAACAAGUCACAGCGAUCGAAAAAUUCUUUGCAGAUCGCUUAUCGGCUAGUCAUGUGAGGGUCUUUGCAGAUCGCUUAUCGGCUGGUUGUGUGACAUCCCCACACAGCUCUCCGAACUUUUGUGUGCGAAAGGCCACAGGAGGGUGGUGGAUUGUGCACGCGUUCAACAAAUUGAACGCUGCAACGGUACCGCCCCAGACGCCGAUACCGAGGAUGCACGUCAUCAUUGAUGGUAUGGCAAAAAGUAACAUCUUUUCGUCAACGGAUCUGGUGGAUGGUUUCUAUCAGAUCCUCAUGCGUGAACCUGGGACAUCCCAUACAAAGCAGCGAGCACCCCCAGUGGUAUGCUCUGGGAGUGUUCAGUGA
Peronospora matthiolae is the source of this 945-nucleotide messenger RNA. Lineage: Eukaryota; Oomycota; Peronosporomycetes; Peronosporales; Peronosporaceae. The record is from the annotation of a GenBank genome assembly.